AGUUUUAAAUCGAGAAACUAACAAAAUAAUUUCAAAGUUUUAAUUUACAACAUUUUAGAUUAUUUACUUUAUCUUUAUCCAAUUGAUACUUAUUAAUACUAAAAAAAUUGUCAAGUUGUGAUUAUUACACAAGUGAAAGGCGAAAGCUAAUCAUUAAACCUAUUUAGAGAGAAGUGUACUUACCGCGCGUAUUAACUUUUGAAAACAAAUGUGUAAUAGGACUAGUUAAUUUAUUUUUAAGUAGGCUGAUAGGUUAAUUCUUUUGUUUAUUAAUAUAUGAAUUUGAAUUGAUGAUAUUGUAACAAAGUUUUGGAAUUAAAAUGUCUCAUUUUGAAUUUGUUAUCCCCCUUCAAAGAGAUGAACUGUGCAACUCCUCUGCAGGAGAGUACAAAGUGGAGGAAGUUCUGUCUCCAAAUGACAUCAAUGAAGCAGUUGAACGUGCUAUAGAUUCGUUCAAAGAAGAAGGCUGUACAUACAUUUUGGAUCAUUUUGACACAUUGUAUUCUGUACUGAUACAUUUUAGCCGCAUGGAGUGGUCAUUAAUUAGCAGAAUAUUUGAUAAGCUAAUUCUUGGAAGUUUGAAUCAGCUAAGUUACUUGAUAGAGCCAGUGAUAGAAGAUAUUCCAGAUGAAGAUGCCAGAAUACGAACUCUUAAUAUUUUAAAAAUGAAUUUGUACAUCUUUACACAGUUUCACAGCUGUGCUCAUGAUAAAAUCAGUUUUGAGAACAGUACUGCUGUUGCUGAAAAGGGAAAGAAUAAGAAGACGAAGAAAGGCAAACUGGACGAGUGUGGCUGGGAAUGGGACAACACCCAACGGCUGGCUUUCAUAGCCUUGUUUCAGCUAUUUCAAAUGCAGAUCAGCAAACUUUGGGAUCCACCCGUACCCGACGAACAGUUUAUCAACAUGUGUGCAAACUCCUGCUACAAGGCUCUGGAAGAGCAAACCAUCGCUCAUGUGAAGCAGAAACCACUGAGAGAGACAUUGUUUCAAGUGGUGGGAUUGUUGAUAAAGAGGUACAGCCACGGCAUCAGCUGUGUUGUCAAGAUCGUUCAGCUGUUGACCUUAUAUGAGCAUGUGGUGUCUCCCCUGGCACAUGGUGUGGUCAUGUUUGUCCGGGAGCUGGGCAUGAAAUCGUUAGUGAACGAGAUUGUCAGAGAACUGAUGAACUCGACAGACACUGUUCAAGACACUUCCAGCGUCAGAUACUUCUCGAACUUCCUAGUGGAAGUCGCAGAACUUGAACCGGAAAUAAUGAUUCCAACUACUAAGGAGCUGACCAAGUAUCUUGAUGAAGAUCCCUACUCGAUGCGCUGUUGUGUCUUAUCUGUGAUGACUGAGAUUCUGCUGAAUCAGCUGUCUCAUGAAGGACUAGACGAUAAUGCCAAAGAACAACGAGACCUCUACCUGGAGCUACUGGAGGAGCACACAAUGGAUUCUAACGCUUUUGUUCGCUCCAGGGUAUUGCAGUUGUGGCAAAAAAUAGUACAGAACAAUGCUGUGCCAAAGAUCAGAUUUCUGAUGGUGGUCGACUUGGCAAUUGAGAGAAUCUUGGACAGGAGCAGUAACGUGUGUAAACAUGCCAUCUCACUGCUCAAGGUUAUAUUGGAACAUAAUCCUUACGGUGCCCAGCUUAAUAUCCAGCAACUAGCUAACCAGUUAUUGCUUGCUGAAGAACAAAUGCAAACUCUGGAAAGAAAAAUUGGAUCAUUUAAAAAUAUGUCUCGUGAAAAUAUCUGGGAAUCUCUACAGCCUGACAUUAUUAUAUUCUUGUCUUCAAUCAUCAACUUUAGUGAAGAAGAAGAGGAGGCGUCUCAGUUGACUCAAUUGUUGACUAAAGACACUCUACAAGAAAACAUAAAAACUGUUGCUGUAUUUCUUACAAACAGAAAGUUUGAGCAGGCUUACAACAUGAUAAGAACCAUUGAACGGGCAUUUCCAGCUGCUAAAACUAUCAAGUCUGAUAUGCCGCCAAGUAAUACACUCAACUAUUACCUCACCAUAAUGAAGGAAAUGUUCAUGAUGUAUGCACCUUCGGAGGAAGAGUGUCAGCCUGAGGUGGAUGGUAACAAACCUGAAGAAGAGGAAGCUGUGGAUGAGGAUGUAUCAAAGGAACAAGAAGAGCUAAAAAUGCAAAAAGUAUUGGUUACCUUCCUUAUGGAUUGUCUGGAAUUUUCAAAAAAAGUGGAAGAUGCAGUUCUGAAUGUUAUUUUGAUCUUAAAUGAAGAAUCCAUUGCUGAGGUUUUAGAGGCUAUCAAUUUUCUCUCAACGACCUACCAAUUUGGUGUUCCAAAAGCUGAAAAAGGUGUUCAGGAAAUGCUAAGUCUCGUAUUUAGAAAGGAACCAGCAGUCAAAGAAGCUGUGACUGCAGCUUAUAGCACUUUAUACCUCACAGUUGAUUUACCAUCAAAAAGAGAAAAAGCAAUUGAAAAAGUAAACAGGCUAAGUAAACUAGCAAGUUCUCUGGACUUUGGGCAGCUGGAGGCUCUUACAAGCCUGAUUGUUGGUUGGCUGAAAAGUAAGGAACUUGAUGACGAGUUCAUAAAUGUACUGUUGGACAGAGUGAAGGCCCAGAACAUUGAAAUAUACAAGAAACAGACUGCUCUGGUUCUUCUAGGCAUGGUGACACAGGAACAUCCUGAGUUGGUUAAAACCCAUUUACCCCUGCUCAUCAACAGAGGACUGCGUGUGGAUUGCAGUGAUCCAACUAAUGUAGACUUAGUGUUUCUUACCUGCAAGAUCAUUUCAAACAUUUCAUUGUGCAAAGCCACCCCUGACGAAAAAAGGUAUCCUCCUGAUCACGAAAUGUUCACUUUAUUAAUAGGAAAUAUCAGAGAGAGUUUCACUAAGCUGGAGGGGAGUGAAAUUUUCAUACAAAUGGCCGAGGAGGCAGUUAACGUUAUAAUGGAGUUCUGUUCAGUGCCAAAUGAAAUAUGUGGGGAACUACUCUGUGAUUUGUUUGAAAUGAUGAGACUCGACCCAUCGUUAGAAGCUGAUCAAAAUAACGAUAAUACGAUUUUAAAUAUCAACGAAUCUUGCACGACUAGUAAUGAUACCAUUUCCAACCCAAACACAAAUCCCAUUCAGGGGGAGGACGUGGUUAAAGACAAAAACCUGUCUAAGAGGAUGAACGUGAAGACAGAUACAUUUUUAAGAUUCUUGUUCCUUGUUGGCCACGUUGCAUUCAAGUAUUCCCAGUUUUUAGAAGGGUAUUACUUGGAGACGUUGAAGCAAAAGUUGAGAACAAAGUUCAAAACUUUAUCACCAUCGAGAGAUUCAAACAAAAUUAAGGAAAUAACCAGACGAUCCAUAAAAUCCAAACAAGCUAAGGGAGAAGAAGAAACUGUAACAGAGUCAGACCUACUCGCAGCUGCUGACGAUAUGGCAACUGAGCAGGUUAGGCAUAUGCUGGACUCUGAUGUCGUCUGUGGAAACGGUGUACUCGCAGGAUUCAGUUUGUUGAUCAUUGACGUCUGUAAAAAUCCUAAGAAGUACCAGAAUCCACUGAUUACCUGUGUGGCAGCCACAGCUCUGGCCGAAACCAUGAUGGUUUCUUCUGUGUUCUGCAAUGAAAAUAUGCAGUUGCUAGUCACCAUGCUGGAGAAAUGUUCAGAAGAGAAUGUGCGUCUUUCCUUGGUAAUUGCCUUCGGAGACCUGCUUUUCAAAUUCCCCAACACUGUUGAGCCUUGGACCAGGUUUUUAUAUGCAAGACUGAGAGAUGAAUCAUGGAAGGUACGCCGCAAUACGUUGCUGGUCUUGUCUCACCUGGUGACAAAUGAAAUGGUCAAAGUCAAGGGCCAAAUUUCAGAAGUAGCAUUGUGUAUUGUUGAUGAAAACGAAGAGAUAGUUGAUUUGGCGAAGAGGUUCUUCUCUGAACUGUCUCUGAAAGGCAAUACGUUGUACAAUGUUCUGCCAGACAUCAUUUCACAUCUCUCCAAUCCCGCCUCGGAUGUUACUGUUGAAGAGAAAAACUUUGAAAUUAUACUCAAGUACAUAAUGGACCAGAUCCAGAAGGAGAAGCAACUGGAGAACUUGGUGGAGAAGCUUUGCAAGCGGAUGAAGGAAUCAAUAUGUGAACGGCAGUGGAAGGACCUGGCUUUCUGUUUGUCGCUGUUACCCUGGAGUGACCGCAGCCUUCGUCGAUUGAUAGAUCAUGCGUACUGUUUCUGUGACCGCCUUCUGUAUCAGCCUGUCGCCACCCUCUUCCUCAACAUCGUGGCCACAGUCACUCGGUCAAACAAGCCGGGUUUGAAGGAAAUUGGAGCCGAGUUGAAUACCAUUAUCGAUGAAGUCAUUACCAAAGGAUCAGCUGAUCAUUUACAAGACCCAGAUGACACAGUGUCAGAGUUACCAUCAUUACCAACAAAGACACCUGCGAAAAACCCCAGGAAAACGCCCAGAAAAACUCCAGCUAAAACACCAGGAAAUAAAAGGACUGGAAAAAAGAAUAAGAAAGUAAAAUAUUCCUCGGAAUCAGAAGAUGACAAUGCUGACUUGGAUAACAGCGAGGAUGAAGAGGAAAAAGAAAUUUUCAAAGCAGUGCCGAAGACGACACGAAGUGGACGAAGUGUAGCAAGAUUGUUUUAAUGAAAAGUUAAAUAUUGUUAAUAAUAAUAAGCUAAUUAUUAUAUUUCGCAAUAUAAUUAUGUAUAUUGGAUCUUCGAUUUAAAUAUUUAUUGUUUAAUAACACGUU
Homalodisca vitripennis (glassy-winged sharpshooter) is the source of this 4692-nucleotide messenger RNA. It is a transcript of the gene Cap-D2, whose product is annotated as condensin complex subunit 1. The record is from RefSeq and is a predicted model, not a curated record. Lineage: Eukaryota; Metazoa; Arthropoda; Insecta; Hemiptera; Cicadellidae. The transcript has 29 exons. Gene Ontology annotation, biological process: meiotic chromosome condensation; mitotic chromosome condensation; mitotic cell cycle. Gene Ontology annotation, molecular function: histone binding. Gene Ontology annotation, cellular component: condensed chromosome, centromeric region; nucleus. The coding region runs from base 321 to 4586 and encodes 1421 amino acids.